Aspergillus oryzae RIB40 is the source of this 714-nucleotide messenger RNA. RefSeq names its product GAF domain-containing protein. Gene Ontology annotation, molecular function: protein binding; L-methionine (R)-S-oxide reductase activity. The coding region runs from base 1 to 714 and encodes 237 amino acids. Gene Ontology annotation, cellular component: cytosol. Lineage: Eukaryota; Fungi; Ascomycota; Eurotiomycetes; Eurotiales; Aspergillaceae. The record is from RefSeq and is a predicted model, not a curated record. The transcript has 6 exons.
AUGCACAACACAUAUCCCAAACAUAACCUAUAUACCCUGCAAUAUCAAUUCUUUUGCAUCAUUGCGACAUUCUUCAAUCUGAUAACCAUCCCACCCAUCCAUUACUCUCCCACAUCUCUUCAGAAGCCAUACCAGAUAACCACAAUGCCCCACGCUGAUUCAUCCUACUUUGGCGAAAACGCCUCCAAAUCCGACAUCUACACGCAGGUCCUCGAACAGGCGCAGGGUCUUGUAUAUGGACAGCGUAACUGGGUAUGCAGUAACUUCUCCAACGUCGCCUCCCUCCUCUGGCACGCCUACGCCGCCCUCCCCAGCCCCUCCUCCUCCGUAAACUGGGCCGGCUUCUACAUCCGCCAAGACAAGUUCCCCAAUGCCCAAACUACCGAGAAACAAAACCAGAACCAGAAGCAGGUCCUCUGGCUAGGACCUUUCCAGGGCCGGCCUGCGUGUCAGGAGAUUCGGUUCGGGAAGGGCGUGUGCGGCACUGCAGCGGAGAAGCGGGAGACGGUCCUUGUCGGGGAUGUGUUGAGUUUCCCUGGUCAUAUUGCUUGUGAUGCGAGUUCGAGGAGUGAGAUUGUUGUGCCGAUUCUUGUGGGUGGGGAGACGGUUGCUAUUAUUGAUAUUGAUUGUACGGAACCGGAUGGGUUUGAUGAGGUUGACAGGAAGUAUUUGGAGGACUUGGCUAAGCUUUUGGCGGAGGCUUGUGAUUGGUAG